GCCCCGCAAGCAGACGCCGUCCCGACCAUCCGGGCCGCCCUUUCCGCGGUUUGGUAGUGAGUGAGCGAGUGAGUGAGUGAGGCCGGGUCCAGUUCCCUCUCCGGCCGCCGCCAUGGGCUGCACGUUGAGCGCCGAAGACAAGGCGGCGGUGGAGCGGAGCAAGAUGAUCGACCGCAACUUGCGGGAGGACGGGGAGAAAGCGGCCAAAGAAGUGAAGCUGCUGCUGCUCGGUGCUGGAGAGUCUGGUAAAAGUACCAUUGUGAAACAAAUGAAAAUCAUUCAUGAGGAUGGCUAUUCAGAGGAAGAAUGUAAACAAUAUAAAGUAGUUGUCUACAGCAAUACGAUUCAGUCCAUCAUUGCAAUUAUAAGAGCCAUGGGACGGUUAAAGAUUGAUUUCGGGGAAGCUGCCAGAGCAGAUGAUGCACGGCAGUUAUUUGUUUUAGCUGGCAGUGCUGAAGAAGGAGUCAUGACUGCAGAACUAGCAGGAGUGAUUAAACGAUUAUGGAGAGAUGGUGGGGUGCAAGCAUGCUUCAGUAGAUCCAGGGAAUAUCAACUCAAUGAUUCUGCUUCAUAUUACCUAAAUGAUUUGGAUAGAAUAUCCCAAACCAACUACAUUCCAACUCAGCAAGAUGUGCUUCGGACAAGAGUGAAGACCACAGGUAUUGUGGAAACCCAUUUCACCUUCAAAGAACUGUAUUUCAAGAUGUUUGAUGUAGGUGGCCAAAGAUCAGAACGAAAAAAAUGGAUUCACUGUUUUGAAGGAGUAACAGCUAUUAUCUUCUGUGUAGCUCUCAGUGACUAUGACCUUGUUCUGGCUGAGGAUGAAGAAAUGAACCGAAUGCAUGAAAGCAUGAAACUGUUUGACAGCAUUUGUAACAACAAAUGGUUUACAGAUACUUCAAUCAUUCUCUUCCUAAACAAGAAAGACCUCUUUGAGGAAAAAAUUAAAAGGAGUCCGUUAACAAUCUGUUAUCCAGAAUAUACAGGUUCCAAUACAUAUGAAGAGGCAGCUGCUUACAUACAGUGCCAGUUUGAAGAUCUGAAUAGAAGAAAAGACACCAAGGAGAUCUACACUCACUUUACCUGUGCCACAGACACCAAAAAUGUGCAGUUUGUUUUUGAUGCUGUUACAGAUGUCAUCAUUAAAAACAACCUAAAGGAAUGUGGACUUUAUUAAAAAGGGUGGAUGCUAGUAAAAGUUACUACAGUGUGGAGUGUUGAGACCAGACAUCUUUUGCUGUCUCUUGGGGCAGCUGAAAGCAUGACGGGACCAGGGAAUGGCAGCAGCAUGCAGAAUCUUAGCACUCUUUAGCACAAUCUUCUGUAUUAGGGAACUUUUAAAAUCACAUGAGAUGCUCAAGUCAGACAUUGGAAUUGGAACAACUUUAAAGUAUGAUUGGAUCAUCAAGACAUCACUUGGAUUUUGUAAUCACAAAUGUUUAGGGCAUAUAUGAAGUUGAGGUGCUGCAUUCCAGAACUUAAAUAUGUAGCUUACUUUAUUUUCUUUAACAAAUCACUGGUAUUUCAUUUCUAAAGUUUUUUUUCUCAUCCAGAGAAGAAUAACUCUACUAAACCUUACUUCUUUGUUUGCAAAAGAAUCUUUAUUAAAAUACAAAGAAUCUUAACUAUGCACAUUAUGUGACCAGAUCAUCUUGAAAAUACUCCUCUUAGUAGGAACUCUUUGUUUUUAACUCUUGGUAUAGUCAAGAUAGAAUAUUUCCACAAUUCUUAAAAUUCCCAGUUAUUAGGGCUAUAAAUACAGCUUUUUUGGAUUAAAUUUGUUACUAUCCUAUUCAGAGUACCAUGAUGGUUUCUAAACAGUAUUGACACUGGAAAGUUCUGCAAUAAGAUUCUAGCUCUCUAAGCUUCCAGUGGAAGAUUAACUUUGUUUAUGCUAUUUACCAAAUUAUUAGGUGAAUGCUAAUGUAUGAUAAAGUCAGCUUCUUGGUUACAGACACAUCCAGGGCAGCUGUUGAUUAGAAAUGCAAUUUGCUAAAUUCCAAACAGAACCAGUGACUUUGCUGCUACUUAUCUUUUAAAUAGACCACAUUGACUCUUGCUUGUUUGUCUCAAUCAUAGGGAGUUUUGUACAGGGUGCCUGCAACUUAUUUUCCAUCUUCAAGACCUUUUUCGUGGGGAGACAUCUAAAAUAUAUUAACAGUGCAUGCUUUUACUUUGUAAAUGUGGUGCCAAAUCCCUGUUUGCCAUUGUUUUUAAUGUAGUGAUGUUAACUGUAGUAGUAAUCUGUAGUCAGUACAUUCUUUUACCAAAACUUGCAUUUGGGGACUUUUUUCCACUUUGGCAUGUACAGAUUUUAAUCUGUUAUACUUGGCAGCAGUAUUAAAGUGGUGAGUAAAGAGUC
Dipodomys spectabilis (banner-tailed kangaroo rat) is the source of this 2362-nucleotide messenger RNA. It is a transcript of the gene Gnai3, whose product is annotated as G protein subunit alpha i3. Gene Ontology annotation, biological process: adenylate cyclase-modulating G protein-coupled receptor signaling pathway. The transcript is spliced from 9 exons. Gene Ontology annotation, molecular function: GTP binding; G-protein beta/gamma-subunit complex binding; G protein-coupled receptor binding. The record is from RefSeq and is a predicted model, not a curated record. NCBI's taxonomy places the organism in Eukaryota, Metazoa, Chordata, Mammalia, Rodentia, Heteromyidae. Bases 113 to 1177 code for a protein of 354 amino acids. Gene Ontology annotation, cellular component: heterotrimeric G-protein complex.